ACCUCUACUACCGACGGCCUCGACCACGCGAGCUUGGUGACCUCCUCUAUCUCGAUCGUCCUCAUACAUACUCACUCUCACUUUGGCCUUUUGUCUUCUCGACCUCUCGUUCCUGAUCGACGUGCUCAAGAUAUCAAACAUUAGUUUGGGGUUCCAAGACGAGCGAUCUGGCCAACGACGACAAAGCUCCCUCUAGGUCGACCUCGAUGGUAUUGGCGCAAUGACCGGUCCACACUUCAAUUGUUUGCGCCUCAUAGGCGCUUUCGUGUUUCUCAUUCAAGUUGCUAUCGCGCAACAAUGCUACUAUCCGAAUGGCGAAGAAGCAGCUGAUUCCGAGAAGGCAUGCUCUUCGGCAUCGGGUUCAGCAUGCUGCCCUGACAAGUGGCAAUGUCUUGACAACGGUCUGUGCUAUUAUCCAGCGGACAAGAUAUAUGGGAGGUACAGUUGCACGGAUAAGGACUGGAAAUCGCCGGGCUGUGCGUCCAACAUGUGCACAUACGACAUGAAUGCAGUGGGCGGCGAAUCUAUCACGCAGUGUUCAGACCAUAACGACGACUGGUGCUGCAACGCCGACGCAACCCACGUUGACUGUUGCAAGGAAUCGCCUGAGCCACGGCCCUUCUUCAAACUGCAAGACGGGAAACCGUAUGCGACAAUUGGUAAAUCCACAGCCAAAAGCGCCCCUACGUUAGCUUCAAUUACAGGCCUCGCGUCUGGCGGUGGAAGUAGCACUAGCAGCGACAGCAGCGAUAGCAGCAGCAGCAGCAGCAGCAGUAGCAGCAGUAGCAGCGAUUCAUCCUCGUCUUCAGAACUUCCCACCAGCAUACCGUUGACUUCGGUCUCGGCUCGCACCUCUACCUCGACCGGCUCUUCAGGUACAACUGUCAUCACCGAGUCGAGUACCGUCACUUCAGCCGUCAACGCACCAACCAAUUCCCCUCCCCCUUCGCCUACCCCCCCAGGUGACGGUAACGAGGGAACUACAUCCAAGAUCCCCGUCAUUGUAGGGUGCGCAGUUGGCAUUCCACUCGCUCUCGCUUUAACCGGCAUCCUCUUCUGGCUCUUCCGCAAGCGCUCAAAGCAGCAAAAAGAGAAAAACCCCUACACCGAGACCCACGACCCAGACUAUACCAACGAAGGUAAAUCCUUUGCAGGCGGUGCAGGGCAUGGAUUCGCAGGCGUCGCACCAAUGCCCCCGGAACUCGAAUCGCAGAGCGUCGGUCCCGACCGCCCCAUCUCCACGAUCCCCGGCUCCGCCGAACUCGACACUGGAAACGGCUUCGCAACGGACGCUCCUGUACCGCAUGCACCGCAUCUCGUCGGCGUCGGAGGCGGGAGCUCAAGUAGUCGAUACUACAGCGGCGGCGAUACAACGGCAGCCCAAAACGUACCAUCUCCUCAAAACAACACCACUACGAAUACCUCCACCGCGCCAUACCCGGAAUCACCCCCCGUUAUGUCCGCGAGUUGGGGCAGCGCGCCAGUCGGAUACUCGUACCCGCAUUCGCCAGCCUCGACGGCUUCAGGCUUCGCACCGCAAGACGGAACCGCAGGAGCUGGUGGAUACAUCCCAUAUCGCCCGCCACCAGGACACGCGGCAUAUGGUGCCGGAGGAGGCGGUCUCUCGAAUGUCCCUGAAGCUGCUGAGCUUGGAAGUACUAGUCCUGUACCCGCGGAAUUGGCGCAACCUUCUCCCCCUGCGGCUACUGAGUUGGCGCAGCCGUCUCCUAUUGUUCCUGAGACGAGACCCUGA
Messenger RNA from Periconia digitata, 1753 nucleotides. Lineage: Eukaryota; Fungi; Ascomycota; Dothideomycetes; Pleosporales; Periconiaceae. The record is from the annotation of a GenBank genome assembly.